UCAAAAUGAAUUAACAUCAUCAUCACCAUCAGCAGGCAAUACUGAAACUGAUCCAAAUGAUUAUAUUAUAGAUUUUGAUAAUAUUUUAGAUGAAGAACCAAAAUUUGGAUCACAUUUCAAUCAUAAAUUGAAAAAUAUUCAUGAAGAUUUAAUAGAAAUUUAUAGAAAUGCAAAUUAUUG
This is a messenger RNA of Entrophospora candida, 180 nucleotides long. Lineage: Eukaryota; Fungi; Glomeromycota; Glomeromycetes; Entrophosporales; Entrophosporaceae. The record is from the annotation of a GenBank genome assembly.